AUGGUUGGAGGUGACAUGGCUUACAUUGGAGAAAAAGGAAUCAACUUGUCAGGUGGACAGAGAGCUAGAAUUGCUUUGGCAAGGGCCAUGUAUAAUGGCUCCGAUAUGUUUAUUCUUGAUGAUGUCCUAAGUGCAGUUGAUGCACAAGUUGCUCGGUGUAUUUUGUAUAACGCCAUUUUGGGUCCGCUUAUGAAACAACAGACUCGUGUACUUUGUACCCACAAUGUUCAGGCAAUAUCUUCAGCCGAUACAAUUGUUGUUAUGGACAAAGGACAUGUCAAGUGGGUAGGAAGAUCGGCUGAUUGCCCUGUUUCUUCGUAUUCAACAUUCUCUCCACUGAAUAAAUUGAUAUAUGUUUAA
Molecule: messenger RNA, 360 nt
Organism: Prunus armeniaca (apricot)
Lineage: Eukaryota; Viridiplantae; Streptophyta; Magnoliopsida; Rosales; Rosaceae
Source: the annotation of a GenBank genome assembly